AAAGCGCGCGGUGUGUGGACGCGCGCCGCAUUCCAUAUUCAAAAAUUCAAACUUCCUUUGUUUAUUGUUUGUAAAGCGUUUUGAUACUCUGUAGCUGUUGAAUUGAAUUCUGUUAAAAGUGCAUUUCAUAUACAAUUGAGAAUAUUUUUUUAAUUGGUUUGUUAAGUUAUGGAUGACUUGGAACUGCGCAGAGGUUAGACAAGAUGGCCGUUUCCGGUGACGUCACAUUGGCACAAGAUGGCGCCCGAUUGCAUCCUUAUAUCGUCGCGUUAGUACGUUGGUGCGUCUCUUCGUUCUGGAGCACGGCUUCGGUUCUCAUCCAUCGUCUACUGACUGCGCCAUUGCCGCCUAUCACAGCUGCAAAACCCGCAAAGACCCGCCCAGCAAGCUCAGACCAUUUGCAUCCGGUACCUUUGGUGGACUGUGUGGUCCUGCAUAAUCCACCGAGCCACACGAUUGACGUGAUCUUCGUUCACGGAUUAUAUGGUUCUUUAGGUAACACAUGGAGACAAGGAGAAUGGAAAGCGAACUACAAAAUGAAUCCCGAUAUUGUACCUUUACGAAGACAUUCCAAUUCAAUUCCAGAAAUGACAGAACAAAAUAUACAGAUUACACAAAGCGAUGACGAAGAUUGUAAAGACAAUAGUUUUAAUAAAAAAAUGGACGAUUUUAGAGAGAAAAUGAAUGACUUAAAAUAUAAUAGAGAUAGAAUUAAUAAUAAAUUCAUUAAUUUUAAUGAAUUUAACGAUCAAAAUGAUUAUGAAAAUAGAACUGAUUUUAAUGAUAUGAUGAAUAAUGAAGAUCGUAGCCAAUUGAACGAUGAUUUAAAAAACAUAUUCAAAGAUAACGUGGAUAAUGUGAGCGAAUUCUACGAAGACAUGAAAAAAAUACUUCCGAACGAAAAUAUGUUUAUAACCGAGAAAUUUUAUAACAACACAUUGCUGGAUCAAGUUGAAAUCGUUGGGAAUUACGAAUCUCAGGCGAAUUUUGUGCGUGACCUAUUCAAAAGCAGUUGCGAGAGUAAAAAUGAUAAUUGUGAGUGUCAUGGUGAGUGUGAGGUGGGUUGUGGGUGUGUGUGUGACAUGUGCUAUUCACCAUGUUGGCCCAAAGACUGGAUCAAAGAGGACUUCCCUGGUGCAAGAGUUAUUUCAAUAAAUUACACCAGUGAUCCGUAUUUAUGGAGGCCGCUGUGGAUCAAAGAAAUCAAAAGAUUAAGGCUUCACGAGAGAGCAGAACAAAUGACGUCACAGCUGUUAGACCUGGGAGUUGGGCAGAAACCCAUAAUAUGGGUUGGGCAUUCGAAGGGAGGUCUGUUCAUCAAGCAGAUUUACUGUGAUGCAUACGACGCGCAUUUACAAGUAACGAAAGAGUCAGUGGGGCAAAACGAAAUUGAUGAUGGAACAAACGAAUUUAAUGAUAGAUUUAAUGAUAAACAUAGUAAUGAUAUAAGUGAUGAUGCAUUGUGUAAUACGAAUGGGAUAGAAGAUGAAACUAUACAAAAUAGUGGAAAUCCAUCAAAACGGGCCGGUCUUUGGCGGAACAGCGCUGGUUUCAUGUUCUACUCCGUGCCUCAUAGGGGUUCACCACUCGCUGACAUAAAGACUCCAAUAACUGCAAGGAGUAUAGAACUGUUGGAGAUAUGUAAAAAUUGUCCACUUCUCCUCUCCCUGCAGGAGAGAUGGUUAGCAGCCACUUCACCCUUCAGCCCAGCAGUCCACAGCGUUGUAGAGACCUGCAGGACUCUCAUGUCAGUUCUUUGGUUGAGGAUUGUUAGCAUAGAUUCCGCUGAUCCUGGAAGGGGCUCAUUACAUGGGGUUUCGGUCGAUCACCGAGAAAUUUGCAAGCCAACAAGUCGACAUUGCACGUUGUACACAGAGCUUAUAAGUUUAAUGCGUACUGCGCUUAACAAGUCUUGAUCUUCUCCUUUUCAUUAUUAUUCAGAUCUCGUGGGUUCAAAUUAAACAGCUUAAUAAGAUUUUUCAUACAUUAACAAUAACAUCGUAACUCAAAAAUGCGUGACAUGAGUGCGAACAGUUUGUUAUGGAAUAUUUCCUAUGGGUAGAGAAACUUGGGGCAAACUAUGACUUUUGUAUAAUGACUGACGCAAUUCACGAUUCCCACGAUACCCAUAACAACUGCGGAAAGGAAGCUAUAGACCAAACAGUGGAGAGCAGCCUUGCGAUUCUGUAACUCACUUUUCGAAAUCUCACAGCGGUUUUCGCAAUGGCGGUCGCGCUUAAAUCAGUCGUAAAGCAGUCAUUUUACGAUUUGGCGUUCUAAUAAACAAAAAACUACAAGCUCCCUUGUCAGAAUGCCAAGUCGUAAAAAGCCGCUGUGAGAGUUCGAAAAGUGAGUUACAGAAUCGCAAGGCAGGGCAGCAGGAACCUGAGAAGAUCAUAAUGAAGUUGGUAGAAUAUAAUAUAAUUUUAAAUAUAGUUAACAAAUAUUAACAAGAAUUUAUUAUCACCACCUAUUUUACAAAGUACUUGCU
Molecule: messenger RNA, 2491 nt
Organism: Pieris napi
Lineage: Eukaryota; Metazoa; Arthropoda; Insecta; Lepidoptera; Pieridae
Exons: 10
Coding region: 204-1916 (570 amino acids)
Source: RefSeq, a predicted model, not a curated record